Molecule: messenger RNA, 504 nt
Organism: Ichthyophthirius multifiliis
Lineage: Eukaryota; Ciliophora; Oligohymenophorea; Hymenostomatida
Exons: 6
Biological process (GO): signal transduction
Molecular function (GO): 3',5'-cyclic-nucleotide phosphodiesterase activity
Source: RefSeq, a predicted model, not a curated record
AUGGGGUAUAUGAAGAAAUUUAACAUUUCUAAAAAAACCUUUUAAAAGUUUCUUUAAGAACUAUAAUCUUAAUAUGACUAAAAUAAUAAUCCUUUUCAUAAUUUCUAGCAUGCAAUUGCAGUUACUCAUGCUAUUUAUUAUUUCUUAACUUAAAAAUUAUUUAAUCAAUACCUUGAUUUUCUAGAUGAAUUUACUCUCCUUUUUUCUGCUUUGGGACAUGAUGUAGCACAUACAGGAAGAACAAAUGCUUUUGAAGAAGGAGUUUAAUUAAUUUAAUCUGAGAAUGAUAAAAAAUUAAUGUGUGGAUUUAUUUUACAUGUAGCUGAUUUGACAGGUCCUACUAAAAACUUUACUUUAGCAAAAGAAUGGAGUAUGAGAAUUUGUAGAGAAUUUAAUUUAUAAGUUAAAUAAGAAUAGGAUCUUGGUAUACCAUUAACUCCUUAUUUAUUAGGAUUAGAUUAAUUACUAAUUAUUUCUAAGUAGGAGAAAUACUCACUUUUCUGA